Cucurbitaria berberidis CBS 394.84 is the source of this 1236-nucleotide messenger RNA. RefSeq lists its product as uncharacterized. The record is from RefSeq and is a predicted model, not a curated record. NCBI's taxonomy places the organism in Eukaryota, Fungi, Ascomycota, Dothideomycetes, Pleosporales, Cucurbitariaceae. The coding region runs from base 1 to 1236 and encodes 411 amino acids. The transcript has a single exon.
AUGGGUAGAGCUGCCCGCGCCAUUCCAGCUGAGGGGUAUCAUGAUGACCCAGACGCCGUCUCUCUACAUACGACGCCUGACGACUAUACCUACGACGACGCGCUCGAGAUCUCCGGCCUACCGCCCUCAUACGCCGACAGCGAGGCAGAUAGCAAUGUUGCUGCUCAGGCGCCCAUCCGCCAUGUCCCUCCUCCAACAACCAGAACCGACCACAAUAACCCCACCUUUAAGAAUGGCAAGCCUAUUGUCUGCGAAACAACAACCUACAUGGACACUCGCUACGAUACGGAUCCUAUCUCUCUCGAAGACAUCAUCCGCUCGUGCGCUCAGACCGCGCCGGUGCCGCUCGUGUAUAUUAUGGGUACGCAUAAGGAGACCGUCAAGAGGGGAGAUAAGAAAGAGACGAGCGAGAUUACCGAUUUCAGAAUCGUGAUCAAUCUCCAGCGAUACCUGCGAAGAAAUUUCGACGAUCGGGACACAACUGCUAUGGACUUGGUAACCGUUGAGAACGGCGAGAAGACAUAUAGAGGCACAAUCAUGAAAACUAGGGCUCCAGGGGCGAAGCAAGACAUUGAGGUAGGAAUGCAGAAAGCUACUUUAACGGAAUGGUGUCACCGCUACUGCGCAUCGCCUCGCAUGCUACGGACGUUCCGCCUCCGUCGCGUCAUUACAGGUUUCGACGAAACGCAGCUGAAGAAUCGCCUCGAGGGUGUGAUUCGAGCGACAAACUACCGUGGACACAUCUCAAUCACCUUCCCAGUCGAAGACCAGAACGUCGACAUCUACACCUCGAACCGGAUCAACCAGUGGCGACUCAAGACCUGGGUCUGCUGGAUCUUCUACCUCACAUUCCUCUGGAUCUUCACCUGGCCGUUCCUCUUCUUCGCUACCAAGCGCUAUGCCAUCGUUAGAGCAGGGUGGCCGUUCUCCAUCACUGAUGCGCACGGUAACAAGACGUAUACGACUGUGAGCGAGGAGCAAUGGUUUGAGAAAUGGCAUGUGGCUGUGCGCAGACUGGCGCUUGAUCGCUUCCAGGGCGAAGCAAGUGAGGAGAUGAUGAGCGGUGUUAUUGCUAGGCCUGAUGAUCCACCGAUGCCUGGAACUAUCUCCACCGGACAUGCGGGCGUCGAUAAUGCUAUGGGGAUCUUGACCCAAGGGUUUCAGGUUGCACGCGCGAUUCAGGGUGGGGGUGGUUUAGGCCGAGGUCUUCAAGGCGGCUGGGGCUACGACAACUGA